UCACUAGAAGCAAAUAUUACGCGUUGGAAGAAACAUCGAUUCAUUAUUUUUCAUUGUUAUUUAUAAUGAGGUUGCUAGGGUUAUUGGUUUUAAUCGUGUCGGGGGUGUGUUUCGUGAAUUGCACGCAUUUGGUGGUCGGAAAUGUAGCUGAUAGAGUAGUUCUUGCCCAUCACGAAGACUUUGAAUACAAUGCCAUGCCAUUCUUCAAGAGGAUCAAAUCUUUCUUUUAUUCCUCACCUACCAAUAAACCUAUACGGGGUAUACAAGCAUUGGACAACGACCACAGUAAGGCGUCAGUGAACAUAACGGCGGGUGGAAUUGGCUAUCCGUUUGUUAACUUACGAAUCAAAAGCGAGAGGGGAAGCAGACUGAGCUACGAUAUUGGAAUUUAUGUUAGCCCAGAUUUUAUUUAACAAAUUUGAUACUUUUUUUUAAUAAACACAUACAAAUAGCA
Messenger RNA from Pieris napi, 454 nucleotides. RefSeq lists its product as uncharacterized. The coding region runs from base 66 to 413 and encodes 115 amino acids. The record is from RefSeq and is a predicted model, not a curated record. Lineage: Eukaryota; Metazoa; Arthropoda; Insecta; Lepidoptera; Pieridae. The transcript is spliced from 2 exons.